UUCAGAGACCCGGAUGUUGUUCUGAGUCACGGUUAGCAUCUCACCGUAAAUCAGCUGAAAACUCUUAUUUUCUGGGCUAGAACUUACGUUAAAAGGUCAUGGCUCACAGCACCAUCAACCAGUACCUGCAGCAGGUGUACGAGGCGAUCGACGGUCGAGAUGGAUCGUUCUGCUCCGAGCUGCUGUCGUUCAAACACCCUCAUGUUGCUAACCCUCGCCUACAGUUGGCGAGUCCAGAGGAGAAGUGCCAGCAGCUUCUGGAGCCGCCGUACGAUGAGAUGGUCGCCGCUCACCUCAGAUGCACCUACGCCGUCUCCAACCACGACUUCGUGGAGGCGUACAAGUUCCAGACGCUCGUCGUUCAGUCUUUCCUCAGAGCCUUUCAGUCCCACAAAGAGGAGAACUGGGCGCUGCCGGUGAUGUUCGCCGUCACGCUGGAUCUCAGGAUCUUCGCCAACAACGCGGAGCAGCAGCUGCAGAAGAAGGGCAAAGGUCAGCCGGCGGAAAUGCUGGAGAAAGCUGCAGAACAGCUGAUGAGCUGCUUCCGAGUGUGUGCCAGCGACAA
This is a messenger RNA of Trematomus bernacchii (emerald rockcod), 565 nucleotides long. It is a transcript of the gene pcid2, whose product is annotated as PCI domain containing 2. The record is from RefSeq and is a predicted model, not a curated record. Gene Ontology annotation, cellular component: transcription export complex 2. Gene Ontology annotation, molecular function: RNA binding; double-stranded DNA binding. Gene Ontology annotation, biological process: poly(A)+ mRNA export from nucleus; post-transcriptional tethering of RNA polymerase II gene DNA at nuclear periphery; transcription elongation by RNA polymerase II. NCBI's taxonomy places the organism in Eukaryota, Metazoa, Chordata, Actinopteri, Perciformes, Nototheniidae.